AUGUCGAGCGGAUCACCGUCCACGACGACUGAAACAAAUAAUGUAUUACGACCUUCACAACAAGCAUCCAUUGCUGAACCAUUAGUUGAAAUCAAGCAUAACUGGUUAAUUAAAAAUGUACAACACAGUCGAGAUGCCGAUCAAUAUACAACGGAAUUAUUUCCGUGUACAAAUUGCUCAACAAGUUGGAUCAUGCGAUUGUAUCCAUCGUAUUGUGAACGUAAUAGUAUUUUCGUGAAAUUCUAUGUAUUUAUGAUAACGCCGAAAUUACGAACGGUAAAAGCAGAAGUUGUUGUCACGUGUGAAUACAAUGGCGAAGAGAUUUAUAAAUACACCUGGUCAAAUGCGAGUUUCUACUGUGAUCCGAGUGAAUCAUUCGAUAUAAAACGAAAUUAUGUUAUAUCAAAUUUCUUGAAAUCCUACAUUUCAUCAUCACGUGAUCGGUUACUAUCAUGUCCGUCAUUGACCAUAACUUUGCAAAUACGUCCUAUGUGCGAUGCAUCGGGAUGUGAUGAUUUACGUUUAAUCAAAGUUCGUAAUGGAAACACAGCAAUCGAUGAACCAUCUUUUACAUACCAAUGGGUUAUUGAUGAUUUCAAUACAAAAACUAAAUUAUGUUAUGAGGACGAAUGUUUGGAAAGUUCGAUCUUUACAUUCGAUCAUAAAUUAGACCGUCAUUACGUUCAUUUGAGCAAUUGUUUUCAAUUAUCGUUAACUCUUGAACGUGAACAGAACAUGAUUUUAAUGUUAUAUCAUCUAAGUUUACGAAUGAAAAAACAUAUUCCCUACAAAUUUCGUAUUGAAUUCUUCGUUCGUGCCAAUUUCUCCACGCGUCUAUUAAAGAUGAGUGAUAUCCUCGAUCCCGUGGAUGAAUACACGUUCGACCCAUUUACAAGUAAAGAAUUAAGUGAUUGCACUCAACAAUAUAAUUCUAGUCCAUGUCUGGUUUUCUUCGUACGUAUUGUGCUCUACGGGCAACAAGAUAAUUCGAAAUUAUGUUUGAAUCUCUUGGAUGAGAACGUCUUCUCUAAGAAUACCAAACAGAAUUCUUCAAUAACCAAAGAAUUGUUUCACACUGGCAAGUUCUCCGAUGUGAAAAUCAAAGUUGGUGCGAAGGAAUUUCCUGUACAUCGCUGCAUACUUUCAUUAGCGAGCGAAGUAUUCGAACGGAUGUUUUUAUCCGAUAUGUUGGAAACACGUUUGAACAUCAUCGAAAUCAAUGAUAUAUCUGAAGAUAUCUGCGAAGAAAUGCUUCGGUUUAUUUAUUAUAAUGAAAUUAAACAUUUAGAUAUCAAUGCGUUGGAUCUUCUAUAUGCAGCGGACAAAUAUGCGAUUGAAAAUUUGAAAAAUUUAUGUAUACAAUCGUUGAUUGAUACGUUUACAUUCGAAACAGCUGCGGAAAUGUUGGUUCGAGCGAAUAUUUACAAUUCAAAACUGUUAAAAGAUAAUCUAUUACUAUUUAUCAAAACAUAUAGUAAAGAAGUAUUUGUAACGGAACAAUGGAAACAAUUAGAACGGACGCAACCGUAUCUUCUUGUUGAUGUAUUACGAUUCUUAGCAAAUGGUUCAUAUGCAUGA
Molecule: messenger RNA, 1578 nt
Organism: Adineta ricciae
Lineage: Eukaryota; Metazoa; Rotifera; Eurotatoria; Adinetida; Adinetidae
Source: the annotation of a GenBank genome assembly